CUACUCCAUUUCUCUCUGCCGGAGUGAACGCACCCUGAGCGGGAGUCCUGUGAGGCUGCGCAGCUUCGACAUAAUAAUAUAUUCCUGUUUGUUUCUAUUUGUUUUCGUACAAAAAUAACGAGCAGUUUUUUUUCUUGUUGUUGUUGAGAUGGUAGAUUACCACGCUGCCAAUAAUCCAGCUCAAUAUUCCGCACAGCAAAGCUACAUGGAGCAAGAAAACGACUGGGACCGCGACUUGCUGCUCGACCCGGCCUGGGAAAAGCAGCAGAGGAAGACAUUCACGGCAUGGUGUAACUCUCACCUGCGUAAAGCUGGAACUCAGAUUGAGAACAUUGAGGAGGACUUCAGAGAUGGCCUGAAGCUCAUGCUGCUGCUUGAGGUCAUCUCAGGAGAGCGAUUACCCAAACCUGAGCGAGGGAAGAUGAGAGUGCACAAGAUCAACAACGUCAACAAAGCACUUGACUUCAUUGCCAGCAAAGGAGUCAAACUAGUAUCUAUUGGAGCUGAGGAAAUUGUUGAUGGUAAUGUGAAGAUGACCCUCGGUAUGAUCUGGACCAUCAUCCUCCGCUUUGCCAUUCAGGAUAUCUCAGUGGAGGAGACCUCAGCUAAAGAGGGGUUGUUGUUGUGGUGUCAGAGGAAAACGGCUCCGUACAAAAACGUCAAUGUACAGAACUUCCACAUCAGCUGGAAGGAUGGUUUGGCCUUUAAUGCUCUGAUUCACAGACACAGACCUGAGCUUAUCAACUACGACAAACUCCGCAAGGAUGAUCCUGUUACCAAUCUGAACAAUGCCUUUGAAGUGGCUGAGAAAUACCUGGACAUUCCCAAGAUGCUGGAUGCAGAGGACAUAGUGAACACAGCUCGUCCUGAUGAGAAAGCUAUAAUGACUUAUGUGUCCAGUUUCUACCAUGCAUUUUCUGGAGCACAGAAGGCCGAGACAGCAGCUAAUCGCAUCUGUAAGGUUCUCGCGGUCAAUCAGGAGAACGAACAACUGAUGGAGGACUACGAGAAACUCGCCAGUGAUUUGUUGGAGUGGAUCAGGAGAACAAUCCCAUGGCUGGAGAACAGAGCUCCAGAAAAGACAAUGGUUGAGAUGCAGCAGAAGCUGGAGGACUUCAGAGAUUAUCGUAGAGUUCAUAAACCUCCUAAAGUCCAGGAGAAAUGUCAGCUAGAGAUCAACUUUAACACGCUGCAGACCAAACUGCGGCUCAGUAACCGGCCGGCGUUCAUGCCCUCUGAGGGGAAGAUGGUGUCUGACAUUAAUGGGGCGUGGCAUAAUCUGGAGGGGGCGGAGAAAGGCUAUGAGGAAUGGCUACUGAAUGAAAUUCGCCGACUGGAGAGACUCGAUCACCUUGCUGAGAAAUUCCGCCAGAAAGCAGCUAUACAUGAGAGCUGGACUGAUGGGAAGGAGAACAUGUUGAAUCAGAAGGACUAUGAGAGAGCAUCUCUGUCUGAGAUUAAAGCUCUGCUGAAGAAACAUGAGGCAUUUGAGAGUGACCUCGCUGCUCACCAGGACCGUGUGGAGCAGAUCGCUGCCAUCGCACAGGAACUCAAUGAGCUGGACUACUACGACUCUCCAAGUGUAAAUGCUCGAUGUCAGAAGAUCUGUGAGCAGUGGGACGUGCUGGGAGCUCUGACCCAGAACCGCAGAGAGUCACUCGAGAGGACAGAGAAACAGCUGGAGUCCAUUGAUGAGCUUUAUCUGGAGUACGCAAAGCGAGCAGCUCCAUUUAAUAACUGGAUGGAGGGAGCGAUGGAGGACCUGCAGGACAUGUUCAUAGUGCACAACAUUGAGGAGAUACAGGGUUUGAUCACAGCCCAUGAGCAAUUUAAGGCGACUCUCCCGGAGGCCAAUAAGGAGCGGGAGGCGAUUCAGGCUAUUCAGGCUGAGGUGCAGAAGAUUGCACAGUAUAACGGCAUCAAGCUCAGCGGCACCAACCCCUAUACCACUAUCACACCCAGCAGCAUCGACAGCAAGUGGGACAAGGUGCAGCAGUUGGUCCCUCAGCGUGAUGGAGCUCUGCAGGAGGAGCUCAGCCGUCAAAAGUCUAACGAUCAUCUGAGACGCCAGUUUGCCAACCAGGCUAACAUGGUGGGACCCUGGAUCCAGAACAAGAUGGAGGAGAUUGGACGGAUAUCGAUUGAGAUGAACGGCACUCUGGAGGAUCAGCUAACUCAUCUGCGUCAGUAUGAACAGAGCAUCAUCGAGUACAAGCCCAACAUCGAGCAGUUGGAGGGAAAUCAUCAGCUCAUCCAGGAGGCGCUCAUCUUUGACAACAAAUACACUGCUUACACCAUGGAGCACCUACGUGUAGGAUGGGAGCAGCUCCUCACCACAAUCGCUCGCACCAUUAAUGAAAUUGAGAACCAGAUUCUGACCCGUGACGCUAAAGGCAUCAGUCAGGAGCAGCUCCAUGAGUACAGAGCCUCCUUCAACCACUUUGACAAGGACCACAGCGGCACAUUGAUAGCCGAGGAGUUCAAGGCAUGUUUGAUCAGUCUCGGUUACGACGUGGAGAACAACAAACAGGGCGAUGCUGAGUUUGCCCGCAUUAUGGCCAUUGUGGACCCCAACAACACUGGGGCUGUGACCUUCCAGGCCUUCAUCGACUUCAUGUCCAGGGAAACGACAGACACGGACACAGCAGACCAGGUCAUUGCCUCCUUCAAGAUCCUCGCUGGAGACAAGAAUUACAUCACUGCAGAGGAGUUGAGGCGUGAGCUGCCCCCAGAUCAGGCUGAAUACUGUAUCUCCCGCAUGGCGCCCUACAGAGGGAGUGACGCUGUGCCCGGUGCCCUCGACUACAUGUCUUUCUCCACCGCUCUGUAUGGAGAGAGCGACCUCUAAAAGGGCCCUAGUUCUGGCUCACUCCUCCAUCUCCACCUUUCCACUUCUACAUCUCCAUUUCCUGUCCUCCAUCUCUUUUCCUUCAAAAAAGGGUGGAGUUUUAUGGGACUAAAAGCACAUCUGAGGGGUGGGGCCAGUGUCUGCAAUGUGUUCAUGUGUGUGUGCGUGUAUGUGUGACAGGAAGUGAUGGGUGGGUGGGUGGGGGGGAGUGUUCUUAGAAACAUCGCUCACUUCUUAGUGUUCAUUCAGAUAAAUGGAUACAAUUAUUUUCUUUAUAAUUUAGUAUUAAUUAGUUAUGAGAUUUCUCACCAGCAGGAGUGUGUGUAGUAAAUUGGGUCAGAAAUGAAUUAAAAAGAAUUUGAAAUAGAUUAUUAGUGUGAACGUUGGUGCUGUAGCGAAAUCUGGGUUUCAGCCUUGUUUCAAAUACACAACACACAGCGAGUGCAAGUUAUUCCCAUUAUUAUACCUGCUUAUGUUUUGUUUGUUGCUAUGGUUAAGGUGUGGGCGGGGCUUAGUGAGGGUUUGACCAAUAGACCAGUACAAGGAAAGAACAUGGUAUGGGUGGAGUGAGCUGGGAAAUAAAAUGGAUAAGAGUUAAGGUGGUGUGUGUGUGUGUGAGAGAGCGCACUCCACUCUGGUCUCUGUUAUUGUAUUGAUUUCCUUGCUGCAGUGUGAGUUGUGGGUUUUUCUGUGCUGUACAUAGUCAUUGUGUUAACACACACACACACACACACUCUCUGUAAUAAACCAUGAUGCAGCAGCUUUACAAAUUACAUUAUAACAUAAAAUAAACUUUGCGCUUGGCCAGGCAUGUGCCGAUCCAUGGUAAUCUUUCAUAUCAUGAUAUUUGUAAGUUUUUAUCAGUUUAUGUUGAUAUAGAAAGUUUGUAUUUAAAGAAAAAAAAAAAAGAUUAUAUUCUUUAAAAAAAAUCCUCAUUCACCAGGUUUUUCACACUCGUGUAGCGUACAGAACUCUGGGGUUGUUCAUGAUUCACUGAGGAACAUGUGCUAUAUAUGUGUCAAAAUAAGGGACCGACUCCUCUUAGCAUGCUCCCUACUUAGGCAGACUACUGACCCCUUAGUUAGAAAUAGGCUGCCUAGGUAGUGAGCAAGUGUUUUCAAAUGACCCUUGAGGAGAAUCUUUUAACUCUGGGGAUUAUAAACCACAGCUGAUGAUCGGCACAUGCCUAUGCUGUUAUACUGUACGUUGGGGCGGAGACACGUGUGGUGAAUUAAUGCUAAAGCACACGGCCUGUGCUCACUUCUCCUCUUGUCCACUCCUCCAGGACUGAAGCAUGGUCCUGAAGUCCUGCCAUCUUAUAUGAAGAUUGUGAAGUUGUGUUUGGGGUGGAGGGGUUGGGGGAAUGGAGUGGGCAGGGUCUUAAUGAACAUUCCAUUAUGUCUUAAUGAUCAAAUUAAAUUGCUGUCUAAUGAUCUAUGCAAAUUAUCAUUAUUAAUAUUUACAAUGAUGGGGUGACUAUAACUGUACUGGAGAAAUUGGUGAAUAAACACAAGUGACAGAGGAAA
Molecule: messenger RNA, 4374 nt
Organism: Tachysurus vachellii
Lineage: Eukaryota; Metazoa; Chordata; Actinopteri; Siluriformes; Bagridae
Product: alpha-actinin-4
Exons: 21
Coding region: 149-2848 (899 amino acids)
Biological process (GO): actin cytoskeleton organization; muscle cell development
Cellular component (GO): cell junction; cell projection; cortical actin cytoskeleton
Molecular function (GO): actin filament binding; calcium ion binding
Source: RefSeq, a predicted model, not a curated record